AUGGCCAAGGGUGCGGGCGAUGUCGACCGCUUGAAUCCAUUGUUGCAGUUGUUGAGCCCCACCGGUCCUAGCUCCAGCGAAGCCAUGGCGGCGGCGGAGGAGGAAACUAAUGGGGAGGAAGAUGAUGUCGCUGAAGCCGGCGCAGCCGAGGUCGAGACCCUCAAAGGCGCCCUCGCCCAGGCCAAGAAAGAGGUGGAGGCGAAUAAGGCAGCCGCUGACAAGGUGGCUGCUGAACUGAAGACCGAGCAAGCUGCCCACCGCCAACACGAAGCUCGGGUGGCCGAAGUGGAGCAGGAGCUGAAGGAUGCCAUCAGCAAGUGCGAAACUUUGGAGCAGAAGUCUUUAGACCAGUCAAUCGAGCUCGCCAAUGCUCUCAAUGAUGGCAAAGAGGCCCGGAUCGAGUCCCGGAGUGCUCGUGAAGAGAUCCACCAGUCGAAGAAGGAUUGGCCGGUGUUGCCGGCUGGUGUCAUGUUCAAUCCCACGGAUCAGGAGCUGAUCAAGCACCUUGAGGCCAAAGUGAGUGCUGACAGCGCGAGAUCUCACCCUCUCAUCGAUUUGUUCAUACCAACCAUCGACAGCGAGCACGGCAUAUGCUACACCCAUCCUGAGAAACUUCCAGGUAUCACACUGAGUGGCCUAAGCAAGCAUUUCUUCCAGCGCAAUUCCAGGGCGUUCAAAAGGGGCACGUGGGCGCAUCGCAAGAUACAGUCGGAGUGCGGCAUGCACGCGAUGUGGCACAACACCGGCAAUACCUUGCCGGUGAUGGUCAACGGCCGGCAGACGGGCAGCAAAAAGGUUUUGGUGCUGCACACCAACAAGAACUUUGACCAGCAGAGGACCAACUGGGUGAUGCACCAGUACCACCUCGGGGACCUGGAGCAAGAGAAGGAGAGGGAGCUGGUCCUCUGCAAGAUUUUCUAC
This is a messenger RNA of Aegilops tauschii subsp. strangulata, 921 nucleotides long. NCBI's taxonomy places the organism in Eukaryota, Viridiplantae, Streptophyta, Magnoliopsida, Poales, Poaceae. The record is from RefSeq and is a predicted model, not a curated record.